ACUUAUCCUCCCAAGAAGGUCUCGCAAGAAAGGUUAUGAAUUCUCUAUACCUGGACUACUCCACGGACAAUUCCUACAUGGGUUUCUCCCAGAAAGUCUCCAAAGCAAUGAAAGCCUGCGGAGAUCUCCAAUCUAUAUACGAUGCUCGAAAGCUUCAUGCUUACCUGAUGUCCACGGGUUUUGGGUCUUCAAUUUUCCUUCAAAACCAUUUAUUGAAUAUGUAUUCAAAAUGUGGCUCAAUCGAAGACGCACGACGGGUUUUUAGUGAAAUUGAGAAACCCAAUGUUUUCAGUUGGAAUACGAUGAUAAAUGGUUUGGCAGAUAUGGGUCGGUUGACUGAGGCAAUGCAUUUGUUUGAGGAAAUGCCGGACAGAGAUUCUGUUUCUUGGAACUCAAUGAUGUCAGGUUAUAUGCAAAACCUGCAAUAUGAAGAAACUUUGAAGGUUUUUGUUUCCAUGGUUCGAGAUUUUAAUUGUAGACCGGAUUCAUUCUCUUUCUCCUGUGUGAUGAAGGCUUGCGGUAUUCUUCAAUUCCUUGAAUUUGGUUCGCAAGUGCAUGGUCUUGCAGUGAAAUUUGAUUUUGUAAGAGACCCAUUUGUUGAAACGUCGGUUCUUGAUAUGUAUAUUAAAUGUGGAUCUAUGAACUCGGCCGAUCAAGUGUUUCACCAGCUACCCAAUCCAAGUCUUUUUUGCUGGAAUAGUAUGUUGUUUGGCUAUUCAAAAUCUUCUGGCGUGAAAAAAGUACUCCAAUUGUUCCAUCAGAUGCCUGAGCGAGACCAUGUAUCAUGGAACACAAUGAUUUCAAUCUUGUCCCAGCAUGGGCUUGGGGCCCAAGCUCUUUCUAUGUUCAUAGAAAUGUGGAACGAAGGUUUUAGACCCAACUCUAUGACUUACGCUAGUGUUCUUAGUGCUUCCACUAGCAUUCUUGACCUGGGAUGGGGUAGACAUCUUCAUGCCCGUAUUAUUAGAUAUGAAUCAGGAGUUGAUGUUUACAUGGGUAGUGGUCUGAUUGAUAUGUAUGCAAAAUGUGGAUGCUUAAAAGAGGCGAAGCGGGUGUUUGAUAACUUACUUGAACAUAAUGAAGUCUCUUGGACUUCUUUAAUUGGAGGCUAUGCACAAUCAGGCUACGAAGAAGAAGCAUUGAUGUUGUUUAACCAAAUGAGAGAGGUUCCAGUUACCACAGACAGGUAUACUCUUGCCACUGUUCUAGGCAUGUGUGCAAGUAGAAAAGAUAUUUCUGUUGGGACACAACUUCAUACCUAUACAGUUAAGAUUGGACUGGACUCCUCUGUUCCUGUUGCAAAUGCUCUGCUUACAAUGUAUGCUAAGUGUGGAAGUGUUCAAAAUGCAAACCGUGUGUUUCACUUCAUGCCUGCAAGAGACAUAAUAUCAUGGACAGCAAUGAUCAGUGCGUUGUCCCAGCUGGGUGAUAUUGACAGAGCCCGAACAUACUUCAACAAGAUACCUGAACGGAAUGUAAUAACUUGGAACUCAAUGUUGGCUACAUAUUUACAAUACGGGUUUCAGGAAGAAUGUCUGAAAUUGUACACUCUGAUGCUAAGAGAAGGACUGAAUCCAGAUUGGAUUACUUUUGCAAUUGUUUUUGGUGCCUGUGCUGACGCUGCAGUACUUAGACUUGGCAACCAAAUUAUUGCUCAAACUACAAAGUUUGGAUUCAAUUCUGAUGUGCCAGUUGCCAAUAGUCUUGUAACAAUGUAUUCAAGAUGUGGCCGCAUCAAUGAAGCACGAGAAGUUUUUGAUUCAAUAAUCAAUAAGGAUUUAGUUUCAUGGAAUUCCAUGAUGACAGGUUAUGCUCAGAAUGGUCAAGGGAAGAAAGUGAUUGAGAUUUUUGAAGAAAUGUUUAAGGCAGACCUGGCACCUGAUCAUAUAAGCUACAUUGCCAUUCUAUCAGGUUGUAGCCAUUCAGGACUCAUAUCAGAAGGUCAAUAUUAUUUUGAUUCCAUGACCAAAGAUCAUGGACUCUGUCCAAGGUCUGAGCAUUUUGUGUGCAUGGUUGACCUUUUUGGUCGAGCUGGGUUGCUAGAACAGGCCAAGAACUUGAUUGACAAUAUGCCCAUCAAACCAAGUGCCAGCAUCUGGGGAGCUCUUCUUGGGGCUUGCCGCAUCCAUGGCAACACAAAACUGGCUGAAUGUGCUGUCAAGAACUUGCUUGAGUUGGAUCCAGAAGAUUCUGGAAGUUAUGUUCUUCAAGCCAAUUUAUAUGCUGAUGUGGGCAGGUUGGAUGGUGUUGCAGAAGUAAGAAAAUUGAUGAGGGAGAAGGGAAUUCGGAAGAACCCCGGUUGCAGCUGGAUUGAAGUUGAUAACAGGGUACAUGUGUUUACUGUAGAUGACACGAACCACCCACAAAUCAAUGAUGUCCUUAGGAUGUUAGAAGAAUUAAUUAAGAAGAUAGAAGAUACAGGAAAAUAUGUGAACAAAAUUAGUACAAGUAGAACUCAAGGCUACCAUAGCGAGAAGCUUGCAGUAGCUUUUGGGUUGAUCAACUUGCCUCCUUGGAUGCCAAUCCAUGUUAUGAAGAAUCUUCGGAUCUGCACAGAUUGUCACAUAGUGAUGAAGUUAAUAUCUCUUGUCACCACUAGGGAAUUGAUUGUGCGGGAUGCCCUCCGUUUCCAUCAUUUCAAAGAAGGAUGUUGCUCUUGUGGGGAUUACUGGUAAUCUAUGGUAUGUAGAAUAUCUUCUCAUUUAUCAGAUCCUCCCCACCCCCCCUUUUCUCUAGCCCUCGAACUUGUUCAGUAACUAUGUUGUUUUAUUCAGGGAGCUCCAAUAAUAUAAUGUAAAGGAGA
Telopea speciosissima is the source of this 2803-nucleotide messenger RNA. Its product is annotated as pentatricopeptide repeat-containing protein At2g13600-like. The record is from RefSeq and is a predicted model, not a curated record. The coding region runs from base 36 to 2675 and encodes 879 amino acids. Gene Ontology annotation, molecular function: RNA binding; protein binding; zinc ion binding. Lineage: Eukaryota; Viridiplantae; Streptophyta; Magnoliopsida; Proteales; Proteaceae. Gene Ontology annotation, biological process: RNA modification. The transcript has a single exon.